GAAAUUAUCAGUGUUUGGGAAGGAGAUUCCAUCAGCAUAACUUGCUCAAUGGAAGGUUCAGAAAAUGAAGUGGGAACGUACUUGAAAACUAUCAUACAACCAGUCAAUGUGAUAUAUGUUUCCAAGCAGAAUACUUCAUAUAUCCUUCCUGCUUUGGCUAAUCGCAUCAAGUAUUCAAAAGAAGGAAGCAAUCUCAGGAUAACUGUGAACAAUGUGCAGGAAUCUGAUUCCAAUAUCUACCUAUGCACUAAGUUUAUUAAAAACAAAGGCCAUCACAAAAAGCUGAAUGGGAAGACAACCAUAGUAGUGGUGAAAGGUAAAACCAGUGGAGUUGUUGAACAGUCACCAGUCUAUGUCAAUCCUCAGCAAGGCCAGUCUAUCAACAUUACCUGUGCAUUGAAAAGCUCACAUGAAGAUGAAGGGAUCUACUUGCUCAAGACUCACAUGCAACCUGAAAGAGUGCUGUAUGUUUCAAGUCAGAAUGCUUCAACUAUUUUUCCUGCUUUUGCUAAUCGCUUGGAGUAUUCAAAGGAAGAAAAGAAAAUAGUAAUAACUCUACACAACCUGUGGAAAAACGACAGUGAUGUGUAUGUGUGUGUUGGGGUGUUGAAAAAUUCCUCUUUCCUCUCAGCGCAUAGAAGUGGCACCAUGAUGCUGGUUAAAGAUGUGGAGCUGACAGACUGCAGGAAUAAUUCCUGGGGCAUCUAUGGUCCUGUCAUCGUGGUGGUGCUACUGUUUUCUGCACUGAUAUGCUGCACUUUGUACCAUGUCGAUAUGAAGAAAUAUUUCCAGAAAAGAAAACCAAAUGAAGUAUAUGAAGAUAUGUCUUUCAUUUCUAGGCACAACACCUUGGUCAGAACCAACACUUACACUACUGACAAUUAA
Molecule: messenger RNA, 885 nt
Organism: Antrostomus carolinensis (chuck-will's-widow)
Lineage: Eukaryota; Metazoa; Chordata; Aves; Caprimulgiformes; Caprimulgidae
Product: T-cell antigen CD7
Exons: 4
Coding region: 49-885 (278 amino acids)
Biological process (GO): adaptive immune response
Cellular component (GO): membrane
Molecular function (GO): signaling receptor activity
Source: RefSeq, a predicted model, not a curated record